Molecule: messenger RNA, 10744 nt
Organism: Toxoplasma gondii ME49
Lineage: Eukaryota; Apicomplexa; Conoidasida; Eucoccidiorida; Sarcocystidae
Product: Dopey, N-terminal domain-containing protein
Exons: 24
Coding region: 662-9985 (3107 amino acids)
Biological process (GO): Golgi to endosome transport
Cellular component (GO): trans-Golgi network; endosome
Source: RefSeq, a predicted model, not a curated record
UUUUUGACACUUUACAUCUUGGGAUAUUUGCAACUGUGCGAAGCAGAGAGGUAGCCGCUGUGUCAUCAAGACACCUGUGAGUCGGUUUCACGAUGCCUUGCGGACAGUCGAACGCGUUUUUAUGUCGUGCUGAGGAGCCAGUCUUGCCGCCCCGACGUUUUCCUUCCGGUUUUCUGUAGCGCCUCGGCGUCUCUCACUUUUCCGCGAGGGUCUCAGCCGACACUGACGCCGUUCCUGUCGGCUUCGUUGUGACGGCCGCAGGGACCCGCCGCUCGCAGGGCGAUAAGCCAUCCACAGAUUUUCUGUUUUCGUCCCCUUCUCUGCCUUUCCCUCCCGCCCUCGCUCUUUCUUGUCCGACGUCUUCUGCGAUUUUCCAGAAGCCCGUUUUCGACUUUCGACGCGGUGCUCCACAAAGCCGCCGUCUCUCCGACCAGCCACUUGCCGAGCUGCUGCGGUGUACAUACACCCGGUGAGCUGGAGCCAGGAGUCUCUUGGCGACGGGUCCCUUCCACUUUGUGCAGAAUUUUGGACUGGAGCGUUCCGCCUUUUGCUCUGUUUCCUGGAGACGCACGAGGCGGCUCUGCUUUCCCUGCCUCAUGUCGCCGAGACUGCUGGCUGUUCGCGUUCCGACAGAGGUUCCUCGCUCCCCCCCAACUUCAAGAUGAGUUCCCUGUCGAGCACUUCGCCGCCAGGAGAGCUGGAGAACAGCGAGGCGGUGUCUCCGGCGCAUGCGCUGUCGGCACGGAGAGACCAGGCCUCUGCCUCGAAACCAGGACGAGGGGGAGAGACGCCGACGCUCGGCUCUCAAGCGAACAAGAGAGCCAGCCGGUCCGCGUCGUCGCACGAAGUUCAGAGGGAGAGAGCGGUGGUCUGGAACGGUCCCGAGGCUCGGCGCUACGAAGCCGAAGUGCUCGCCGUUCUCCACAGCUUCGACAAAGCGAAGGAAUGGGCAGACUUGAACAAUUGCCUCCAGAAGCUUCUGCGCGUCUUCUCCCCACCAACUGUCUCCUCCUUUGCCUUCUCUUCCGCCCCAACUGCCCCCUUCUUCCCCUUCAUCCCUCACAAAGCAGUCGUCGCCAAGCGCCUCGCCCAGUGCCUCAAUCCGCUGCUGCCUUCAGGCGUCCAUACACGGGCUCUCGAGACGUACGCGGCCAUCUUCGAGCGCAUCGGCCCCGACGGCUUGUCGCGCGACCUCGCCACAUACAGUGCUGGCCUUCUGCCCUUCUUCCAAGGCAGCGCGACUCACGUCAAACCGUUCUUCCUCGACCUCAUCAACGCGUACUACUUGCCUCUCGGAACGCACUUGACGCCUUGUCUCUCGGGCUUGCUGGUCUCGAUGUUGCCGGGUCUGGACGACGACAAGGCCCCCGCGUUCGGCUACGUCUCCUCCACGCUCUGGAGACUCCGGGACUGCGUCGGAGAGCGCACAUUCGUCGCAGCUCUGUGGCUCGCGCUGCGCCGCGCCAGUCGCGUUCGGCUCGCCGCUCUCUCGCUUCUCGGCCAACUCCUGACGCCUGCGCUCCCUGCGCUCCACGACUCGGAACGCAUUGCCACCCUGUUGCCGGACCGCGAAGAACUCGUCGUCGGGGCUCUGGAGGCAACGUUCGAAGAUCAAAGCGCCCUGGUCAAGCGACAGCUGCUCGACCUUCUCAUCGCGAACUUCCCGUUCGACCAGUCGCUGCUCUCGAGGAAAGAAAUGGUUCGCCUUCUUCGAGCAGCUCUCCGCGUCCUGCCCCUACGCGAGUGGUCGCUCACGCGCCGGUUCAUCCAGUGGAUCACUCGGCACCCCGAUGGCAUUCUGGACGUUGUCGACCUCUCCUUUCUCUCCGAGCGCGUGAAGGGACUUUUGAUUGAAACCGUGAAGCUGGAGUUGGAGAGUCAGCCCACGACGACGAAAGAAGCGACGCAUCUGCUGAAGAGUCUGUCGAUUCUCAUCGUCGAUAAUGAAGACUUAGAAGGCCUCGCGCAGGAGUUGAUGCCGUCACUCACAGUCCCGCUUCUUCGCUAUUUGCUGAGAGAGUCGACCAAUCCGGUCUGGGGCUCUCGAGUCAGUCAAGAAGCUCAGCAGCUCUUCCACGCGAAACUCACGCAGCCUGAUUGGGUCUGGGGAGCUCUGGGCGUCGAAAUGCAACGCGUCCUCUCCUCAGUGCCUCCCCUCUCUUCUGCUUCUUCUGCUUCUGCUGCUUCGUCUGCUUCUUCUGCUUCGUCUGCUUCUUCUGCUUCUUUUGCUUCGUCUGCUUCGUCUGCUUCGCUCUGUCGGGAGGCGGCGGCGGACGGCUGCGUGGAGGUCCUGCUGCUCGCGUCUCUGUACCUGAGUCGAGCCGAGGGCUCCGGCCUGUUGUCCGAGGCAGCCUGCAUGUUUCCAGGCCAGGACGCGGCGCGAGAGGAAGCAGAGGAGAAGGAGCCGGACGAGCGAGGGCGUCGGGGACGCGAGCGAGACGACGGGAGAGAGGGAGAAAAGGGAGCACACACCACGCGCGAGGACAGACCCUGCAGCGAAGCAGAAGAAGAAGGCGAAGAGACAAAGGCGACGAGACCGAUGGUGGGGGUCGCCGGACUGUGCGGCAUGCUGUCGCUGUUUAGCGACAUCUUAGAGGGCCUCCACGUGCUCGCACCGACUUUUGAUUCGACGCCCGCCAUCGACUCUCUCCUCCAGCUCUGUCGCGAGUGUCUCCUUCGAGUAGAGGAGGCCCUGCACUUUCACAGCCAGUGCGAGGACGUUGCUUCCUCUUCUCUGCUUUCUUCACCCUCUGCAUGCUCAGAAGCUGCUGAGGACAUCUCGCAACAAGACCCUCUACAAGUCACCUCGAACACUGCUGCUCUCCUCAGUCCACGAUGUUCGACUCCUUCUUCCUCUUCCUCCUCGUCUUCUUCCUCUUGUUCGUCUUCCUCUUCUUCUUCCUCAACUCCUUUCGGUGGAGAACGGACGGCGACGCGCGAGGAAGCAGGUGAAAGAGACAGAAAGGUGAUGUCGCUCGCGGUGUCUCCUCCUCCCUCGUCUUCCGCUCCCAGCACAGACAACUUGCUCACGACGAAGGUGACCCUGAUACGCCAGACCCAUCUCGCAAGAAAGAGAAAACGAUUCCUCUGCGCCGUCGACCGCUUCUUCUCCUACACUGAGGCUCUGUGGCUGGGCGUUCGCGCAAACGCUGACAGCGUGGAGGCGAGAGUCUUGGCAACGCUCGAUCUCCUGAGCGAACUGCAAGUUAUCCUUUACCGCAUGCACAUCGAACUCCUCGCGGCAGAGCGACAGGCAGGGGGGGCGAAGAGAACCGAAGAAGAGCGAACAGGAAAGGACGCUCACGGACCAGAAGAAAGAGAGCAAGAGAGAGAAGAAAGAGAACAUGCGGAAGAAGAAGGAGAACAAGAGAGAGAAGAAGGGGAACAAGAGAGAGAAGAGUCGCCAUGGACUGGCGGGUGUCUGCCCACAUGGUUAUGCGCGCUCCUCGACUGCGGCCAAGUCCAGCAGCUUCCUGUAGCAUGUCGAGCUCUUCAGGCCUUCCUCAAUCUCUUCAACUCUUUUUCACCCGAACGAAGGAGAUUCAUCAUCCUGGGAACCUCUCACUGCGAUCAAGCCGCAGUCAGGCUCUGGGAGGCGUUGGCGCGCACCGACAGCGACGGCCGCCCCCGGAUCGUGGGCGCUCCGAGCGCCGUCGCCGAUUUGCUCCUCCAACUCGAAGCGAGCUGUCGCCCAGAAAAGGAGGACGUCGUGCAGGCGAUCAUUCUGCAGGCGCUGCAGUCGCCGGAUCCGAAGAGGAGACUCGAGGCGAUCGAGAGGUUUUCUCUUCUCUGGAGAUGCGCGCAUUUGCAGAAGCGAGAACUCGGUCGUCCUCUCUACUCGCUGCCGGUGCUGGUAGUCCUGCAGGCCCUCGAGGAGACCGAGCCUCGCAUUCGGCACGCAGCGCGCGCAUUCGUGCGACAGGCCGUCUGCCACUUGCCUCAUCUGCUGGAUCCGAUUUUCGAGUUGCUGCUCUUCGUCGAUCCUGUCUCGUCUCUUGAAACUCCAGAGGUUUCCGAUGCUCGCAGACCUCUUCCCCAGACUCUCCUCCCCCCACCCUCUCUUCUCGCGUCCGCGCGCCGGCGCUCAAAUCUACGCUCCGCUUUUUUCUCUUCCAGUCCAUCUUCUUUUCCCUCUGCAAGCUCGCUGGACCCAAGUCUCGGGUAUCUUUCUCUCGCCUCGUCUUCCUCUUCUGCGUCUUAUGGUCCUUCUCUUCCACGUCCUUCCUCUUCUCUUCCUCUCUCUUCCUCGGCUUCGUCUCCGUCUCCUUCUCCUGCGCCGCCGAUGGGGCCUCUGCUUUCGCUGGCGCCUUUUCUCUCCGCAGCCGAGAGGAUUCUGGAGGCGGUGCGGCUGCUCAACAACCUCCUGCAGUGCGAAGGUCAGCUGCUGGCGGAGAGCAUGCAGCGGUUCCUCGUUUCAGAGACUCUGCUCUUCCGCAACCUUCUGCAUGCGGAGUCUCUGCUUGAUUCGCUCCGCAAAAGGGAGGCGAAACUCGAGAGCGCUCACCCUUCGAAACCGAGAACAAGCGACGGAGAAGAGUUCCCAGAGACUGCGGAAGCAAGCGAGGAAGACGCGGCCAGCCCCGCGGAGAGACACAGAGGUUCGCCCUCCGCGUCUGGCUCCUACGAGGAGCUCGCUGCGGUGGACUACAUCGAUCUGUUUUGCAUUGUCAUUCUUCGUUUUAUUCGACUAGACCACCCUGCAACCUGCACAGCCGGUCUCCUUCCUGCCUCGUCUUCUUCUUGUUCUCCUUCGGAUUCGUCGUCGUUGUCUCUCUCCUCCUCGUCUCCCGCGUCGCUCACGACGCCAAAGCUUCUUCCGUCGAGCGUCUGCACUUUGGAGGAACCGGAUGGACUUCCGAGAGGUCUUCCUCUCCCUGGGUGCUCUUCGUCUCUGACUUCUCCCUCUCCCUCGCCGAUCCGCUCGCUCUCUUCUAGUGCCUGCUCGGCUGCGUCUGCGUCGUCCUCUGCCUCUUUCGCAGCCGUCAGAGGAUCUGCGGCCGAGGUUCUGCAUGUUUUUAUCUCGUCCAUGCAUCCCGUCAGUCGAGCGAAAGAAGUCUCCUGUCUCGUUGCCGAACCUCUGAUCGCUGCACUCGACGACGCAGUCGACCAGGCUGACCAUGCAAUGCAGUCUCAGCUACUUCGCCUCCUCCGAGUUGUCAUUCUCCAGUCGAGCGCUCCAGGUCCGUCCUGUUCGCCUUCCACGCGAUUUCUCCUCGCACAGUCUGAGGUGCAGCUCCAGCAGAAAUUGUUUCUCCAGCAGCAGGCGCAACAACUCGACUUCUUCUCGCCGUUCUACGGGGAAACUUCGCAGGCCAAUCUCCCUUCAUUCGCGAAAAAAGCGGGCCUCGAAGGCGUCACGGCGCCCUUUCCUCUCUUCGCAGUUGCGGUUGAGUCAAAAAAAGUCAAGUUGCCAAACCUGCGUUCCCUUCCGGACCAGGCUGCAGCGUUUCUACCGGUGCUGCUGAGAAGUAUGGAUCUCUGCAACGCUGGCCCAGUUUCUCCUCUUCCUUCUGCGCCUUCUGUGGGGAAGCAGCGCCUGAGAGAAGGGAGCUCAGUCUCCGAGAAGAGACAGACAGAGCCUGUCGUCCUCGCCUGCCAAGGUGACAACAACGUUGAACAGGCAGUCGACCUGGCGACGCUGUAUCUCAAAUACGUCGAUUCGAACCGGGUCUCUGAGGCGUCCUACACUCUCAUUCACUUCUUCUGCUCUCAAGUGAUGUUCGCCGUUCGCCCUCCUCCUUCUCGACCGCGGUCUUCUUCUGCCUCCUUUUCUUCUCCCUCUUCUUCCUCUUCCUCUUCUUCUUCUUUCUCUUCUUCCUCCUCUUCCUCUUCUUCCUCUUCUUCUUCUUCCUCUUCUUCUUCUUCCUCUUCUUCUUCCUCCUCUUGUUCUUCUUCUGCUUGCUCUUCGUUUCCAGCUCUGUCUCCUUUCAGAGUGUCGCAGGGUGCGCCUGCUCCUCAGGGGAUGUUUUCUUCUUUGGCGGUUGCGCGUCCGAGGCCAGGCCCCGUUUUGUCGCAUGCAUGCAGUCGCUCUGCGAGGGCAGAAGACGCGUUCCUCCCACCGUCUCGUCUCGCCUUCUCCGCGGCUCUCCCGUUUAUCAACGGCCUCGCCCAAGUUCUUCAGUUCCUAGUCGAUACGGCGACCUCGACGCUUGACGCCGGCGUCGACGGAGAGGAGCAAAGCAGAGGAGGCGCGCUGCUACCUUUCUUCGAUUUGUUUGCGUGGAGCGCUGCGCCGGACUCUGGCGGCAGCGGCUGUCGCCAGGUGGAGGCGAAGCUGGCGCAUGUAACUGCGUUGCUCCCGACAAUCGUCGUUGCCUGCGUCACGGCUGUUUCGGCGACGCUUCCGCGGUCUUCGUGGAGAGCUGCGAGAAGCAGACUACGAGCGAAGGCCGCGCGCGACAGAGGACGCAGGCCGAGGCGGGAGGAGCGAACGAGCAGAGAAGACAGAGAAGAAAGACGCGACAGAAGCGAACGAGACCCCAACGCCCAAGUCGCCGACCUGGACGCGAAACGAAACGAAGAAACCGUCCGGAUGAGAGUCACAGCCAUCGUCGACACUCUCUUCAAGGCGUUUCCGCGGCAUUUCGUCCAGAGUUGCCUGGCUGUCUGGGCGUUGGGUCUGAACGAGGAGGGGGACAAGUUGUCGGCGCUCCUCUUCAUUCUCAAGCAGUGCUCUGCCACAAUGCUGACGGCGCUGCUCCCUCCACUGAUUUCCGUCUUCAAGGAAUCUCUGCGCGGCGCUUCUCUCGGCUCCUCGCCUGCGCUCCCGGCGCCCCACCGACCGUCGGGGUCUCCUGUCUCCGCAUUGGGCUCUUCGGGCGCGCUGGGCGCUUCGGGUGCGUUGGGAGGCGCGGGCAUCCCGCGUUUGCUCUACGUGUCUCCGGCGUUUUCUUCCGCGUCCUUUGCGUCGUCUUUUGCGUCUUCCUUUCUGGCGCCGCCGUUCGCAAAUGUGCAUCUGACAAGGCAGCGCGAGGCCGUCUUUCUCCACUUUCUGUACACCCUCGUCGUCGCGCGGCACCCACCCCCGUACGUCCAAAGUUCGCUCACGGCGAUCGUCUCCUUCUCAGAUGCCAGACGGAGCAGUCUCCUGUCGUCCGACGCGUUCGCCGCCUCCGCCUCGAAGGUUCUAAGUCUCAAAACACUCUCGGCGGGGAACUCGGCUGUACAUACACCCCGACGCUGGGGCGCCCAGGCCAGCGGGGGGCCUUCCUCCACUCGCGGCGGGAAGCACCGCGAAGUGCAAGGCGAGGAGCGACGCGAGGAGCGACGCGACGCGAGUUCGGCUUUUGCGUUGUCGACUGGAUCUGCCGUCUCUGGAGUGUCUCUGCCGAUCUUCGAGGCGAAGGACUUCCAUGUUCUCCCGCAUGCAGACGACGUCGAGGUGACAUGGCAACACCUUCUUCAGCUCGUCUCCGUCUUCGUUGCUCAGCCCCGACAGCCGGUCUCUGUCUUGUGGUUCAUUGCGCUGCUCCUGGCUUUCGACCGCGUGAAGGCCGCGAAAGAAGCAUCCAUUGCCUCAAAGAAAACACGGAAAGAUCUGCAGGACCUUUUCAAACUCUGCAUUUUCAUCGCCGCAAGACAGUUCGGUUCUCGCGUCGCUUCGGCUGCCAGUGGAAGCGCCUUCGACGUCCUCGCCCCUCUGCCUCCGCCAGCGGACCUCAUCAAUCAAGCUCUCUCCCUCACGUCGUCUUCUGUGUCCUCUGCGUCGCGUUUCGCUGGAGGGUCUGGGAGUGCCGGCGAUGGCGAGAAAGACGGCGGAGACAGGGAAGUGGAGCGUCUGCAGCGUGAGCAGCUGAAGAGUUUGCGAGCGCGGCCUUCUCUCGCCUCUCCGCCCUGCCUCAUGGCCAUCAACAAAGUCCUCAUUGAGAGACAACUCGCGUCCGCUCUCGUCCCCACAGACGCCGUCGAAAUCGCGGCGCACUACGCUCUCGCCGUCAUCGUCAUGUUUUGCGUCGAGAUUGGGGAGAUAAAUCGACGAAGUCCGUUGACGGCGCUUUUCCUCCAAGUUCUCUGCGACGACUUCCCAACCUACGUCCUCCCGGCGCUGCACAAUCAGUCUCCGCAAGCCUUUUCGUACCGGUAUCUGAUUCUCUGCGUCCUGCGUUACUUUCCGACGCGUCUCUUUCCCUCCGCGAUUCCGAUGAUGAAGAAGGCGCUCGUGGAGAACCUCCCGCUUGCCUCAUUCUUCUCAAUGGACAGAAGAACUCUCCGAUGCUGGGCUCAAGUCGGCGCGAGAGUGCUAAGUGGCGACGCGCAAAAGAUCGAGGUUCUUCUUCCCUCGCCGCAUGCAGGCGUCUUUUCCUCCAGGGAGAGCGACUUGUGUCAGCGUAUGCGCUACCUGAAGAGACUUGCCUUUCUGCUUCUCUGCAGUGGAAAGGAUACUUUUCAUCCGCAGCUGGCCUUCAUCCUCGAAAAGCUCACAGAAACUCUGAAACUCAGUGCCAGCAACCAGGCCCCAGCCCUCACAGAGCAGGUCUUUCUCUGCAUUCGAGUCCUUCUUCUCCGUCUCUCUGCGUCGGCGCUGACGCCUGUGUGGCCAAUCCUGCUGACAGAACUCAUCAAAGUCUUCUCUUCUGCCUCUGUCCCCGCUGUCUCCGCUGGCGCUCCAUCGUCUCCGCUGGCCUCCGCUUCGCCAUCUUCUCCACCCUCUGGCGGUACGUCACAGCCGACGCAGGCGGCGGCUGCAACGCCUGCGGGAGGAGCUUCGGUCUCUUUGUCUCUGCUGCUCGCGGCUCUGAAAGUCGUCGACGUCGCUGCUCUCCUCGACCUGCCGGAGUUCCAUCUUUAUCAGUGGAUGUUUGUCGAGGAAGCGUUGAUUGUCCACGCCGCCGGGUCGCCGAAAAAGGACAGGACAGCGGCGGAACGCGCUGAGAGCCGCUCGACUCAGUUCGCGCCUGUCUCUUCCUCAGAAGGAAGUAACCGACACACAGAGGCCGCGGCAGAGAGAGUGCAAGACGGAACGAGCGAAAAAGAAGGAACAAACGUCGAGGACGAAGGAAAGGAAGUCGAGCGAGAGAGAGGAGAGAGAGAAGAGAGAGGAGAGAGAGAAGAGGAAGAUAGUGCGCCGAACGGAGACCGAGGCGGAGAGAGAGAGGAGGCGGGAGGAAACGCGGCGGGAGCAGAGAAGAAGGAACGCGGCUUUCGCGAGGAAGGAGACGGAGAGCGACCCUCUUUGGCUGUUGCAUCAGAAGAGAAGCAAGGCGUUUCUGCAGUUCCGAAGCCGGAGAAAAACGCGACAGGCAUGGAUUGCCCCGAACUUUCGCCGACGCCGACAGAAGACGACGGUGAACAGUCGAUGAUGUUCAUUCCGUUCGGCGCUCUCCUUGCUCAGUGGAGUGACGGCGAGUCUGGACUCUCUGCGAAACGUCCUUCCUCCUUGAGUUCUCGUCGGACGCGACAGACGCCCGCAGCAGAGUCGGGAGACGCGAGCACCCCACAAGUUCCAAGAGGCGCGCCGGAGUCGCCCCGCGAGCCGCGGAUACAGGAGACAGCGGAGACCGGGCCUGAGGAGCAUGGGCGAGGAGGAGACAGGUUGUGGGGUUCACACGCGAGACGAGCAACGGCACGCCGGUCUCCGAGUCUAAGUCGCGAAAGAGAGAACGCGGGGGAACAAGCGACAGCGGGAACGGAGAGAAGAGAGAACGAGCGAGAGCAGGAGAAACAGAGAGCGCACCGCAUGCACACAGGAGGGCCUUUGGUGAACCUCAGACGAGUGGAGACUCCUCAGCAACUGGCACAAGCAGCAGGAGCUGUAAAUGCAGCCUCUGUUGCCGGCGCGUUGCUUCGCACCAAGUUCGACGAAGGACUCGUUGAAAGAUCGAUUGAAAACGAUCUGCUGGAAGUUCCGGACGGCAUGCUCGACCUCUGGGCGGACAUCGGCUGCCCGAAACUUCUCGCGCAUUUGUGGGACCUUUACACGUGUGGUUUCGACAUUUUUGUGCCUUCGCAGUUUCCGCCGCAUGCAGGCCCUGGAGGCGGAGCUUGAAUGCGCAUGCAGUUUGUGGUUUUUGUGGUUUUUCCUCGACUGCUCUGUGUUCGGCUGACGAACGUGAAGCGCUCUGCGUCCCUGUGUCUGGCUGUGUGGUGCUAGCAACGCAUGAAGCCGGCCUCCGACGAGCUCUCCGGUUCGGUUUUUUCCAGACUCCCUUCAACAGUGAACAGCCAGAGUGAAGGGAUCUGUGUUCGAGUGUUUCCACGAGAGUGCAUGCACAAGAGGUGACUGUCUCACCCGAGAAAAAAGAGUUCGCUUGCGUCUUCUUCGCAAGCAAAGAGUCCGUUCUCUACGCAGUUGCCUGUGCACCUCGUCCACUGGCGCGAGUCUCAAGGCGCUCGUUUGUGUAUGACGAAGGAAGCAGAAACGCUCACAAAAACAAUUGUUCAACGCGCCGACUGCGGUCCUUGCCGGGGUCUGUCACUCAGCGCGAUAUGUCGCGUCGAUCUCUGGCGUCUUUUUUUCGAGCUCAAACGUCGACCCACUGAGUAGAGCGCGGGGGAGACGCGGAUUUUCGCAGUGGUGGGCCGCGCGAAGAGCCGCGAGCAGGACCAUAAAGACUUGCGAAAUUCCAACCUGUCACAGCCUCGAUGUUUCGCUUCUCUUUUUUCCGAGUCGCUCGCUGGAGCUGCGGGGUCUCGUUCGUUGGUGUUGCGAAGAACUCGGAAGGUGCGCGCCUGAGACAUGGGACUCGGUCGAGAACGUAUGAACUUCAACGAAACAGAAGCUGGAGAGAGAAAAGUGGAAAGAGAG